This is a messenger RNA of Lolium perenne, 900 nucleotides long. RefSeq names its product CASP-like protein 2C4. NCBI's taxonomy places the organism in Eukaryota, Viridiplantae, Streptophyta, Magnoliopsida, Poales, Poaceae. The record is from RefSeq and is a predicted model, not a curated record.
CGAGGCCAACGCUUUCCGCGCGCGCGGGGCCAACGCCGCUACUACGUACGUGAGCGUCCGUGUCCGACUCUACCGAGCUCAGCUUGGCCAAGCAGCUAGCAGCUCCACCAGCGAUGGCACCGGCGCUGGCGAGGCUGCAGGCGGCGGCGACAUCGGCGAGGGCGGAGACCGUCCUGCGCGGCGCGUGCGCGGCGACGUCGGCGUCGGCGGCGCUGCUGCUGGGGCUGAGCGCGCAGACCAAGACGGUGCUGUUCGUCCGGAAGAAGGCCGUGCCCAGGGACGUGGAGGCGCUCUGGGUGCUCAUCGUCGCCGCCGCCGUCGCCGCGGGGUACCACGCCGCCCGGCUCGUCAUGCGCCUCUACUCCGGCAGCCGCUUCGCCGGCGCCGGCAACGACGGCGGCCAGAGCCGCAGCAAGGCCGUCGCGUGGAUCUCGUUCCUCCUCGACAAGGGCUGCGCGUACGUGGUGUUCGCGAGCAGCGUGGCGGCGCUGCAGGCGUGCUUCGUGGCUCUCAUCGGCGUGGAGCCGCUGCAGUGGAGCAAGCUCUGCAACAUCUACACGCGCUUCUGCGUGCAGGGCGCCUUCGGCAUGGUCUGCGGCAUCGCCGCCGCCGUCGCCAUGGCCGUCCUCUCCGCCUUCUCCGCGCGUGACCUCUUCCGCCUCUACUCGCCGCUCGGCCGCCGCGCGCAGGCGCAGCACCAGCUGCUGGGACCGGUCACGUCGUCGUCGACCACAGAACUGCUUAAAGCAUGAGAAGUGCAUGAUUAUUAGGCUCCUUUUGUGAUCUCCGUUUGCCUCUCGAUCUGCUCUAGCGGCUAGCAAGAUCUCUGAUACUGGAACAUAAUAUAUACAUGCAUUUGGUCAUGAGUAGUAUAAAGGGAAAAAAUGUUAAAUUAUUUCA